Molecule: messenger RNA, 2492 nt
Organism: Engraulis encrasicolus (European anchovy)
Lineage: Eukaryota; Metazoa; Chordata; Actinopteri; Clupeiformes; Engraulidae
Gene: dnajb2
Product: DnaJ heat shock protein family (Hsp40) member B2
Exons: 10
Coding region: 334-1335 (333 amino acids)
Molecular function (GO): Hsp70 protein binding
Source: RefSeq, a predicted model, not a curated record
AGGAGCGAACGGGAGAAGGGCGAAGGUUGAUAGCCUGCACACAGACAGAUAUAGACGGGUGGGAUCGCCCAGCACAGUAAUGACAGCGUGUGGGCCCACUGCGACCAGGGGGAGCUGGUACUAGCAAACCGCACUAAUACAACAGCAGUGCAAGGCGUAGCGUUGAUAAGAAGGCCCGUUUGCUAGAGACAACGUCCUCGCUCGCUGGAUGGUCUGUCGCCAAACGCAUUCCAGAGACUUUACGGAAUCAUUCAUUCCCAUUUAGAGAGCGGAGUCUGAUAGCUGCCGCUGUCUGGCCGCACUUCUAAAAAAGGUGCAGAGGUGGGCAACGACAUGGUGGAUUACUAUGACAUCCUGGGAGUGUCACGAACUGCCUCUCCAGAUGACAUCAAGAAAGCGUAUAGGAAACAGGCCCUACGGUGGCACCCAGACAAGAACCCCGACAACAAGGACGAAGCAGAGAGGAAGUUUAAGGAGAUCGCAGAGGCAUAUGAAGUUCUCUCAGACAGAAGUAAACGACAGUCAUAUGACACAUAUGGCAAGGAAGGAGUUCACAGUAGUUCAGGCUCGAGUGGGCCUUCAUCCCAUACGGGAGACUUCCCAGGAUUCACCUUCACAUUCCGAAACCCAGACGAUGUCUUCCGGGAGUUCUUUGGGGGACAGGAUCCCUUUGCCGACUUCUUCGAUGACUUCCCCUUCGGAGGGAUGCACCAUGGCCACCGUAACCACUCCAGGCCUGCUGGGCCCGGACGCUUCUUCUCCUUCCCCUCUGCUGGAGUGGACUUCACUACGUUCUCCAUGGGGGGGAUGGGAGGCAUGGACAUGGGGGGAGGAGGGGGCCUGGGCAACUUCAAGUCCGUCUCCACCUCCACACGCACCGUCAACGGCAAGAGAACCACCACACGGAAGAUUCGAGAGAACGGUCAAGAAAGAACAGAGAUUGAGGAGGAUGGGGUUCUAAAAAGCAUUCUCAUCAAUGGUGUGGCUGACGAGAUGGCGCUAGCACUGGAGCUGAGUCGCCGCGAGCAAGAAGGCAUCGGCUCCUCCUCCACCUCCUCCACUUCCACUUCCACAUCCACCUCCGCCCACACGGCAUCGUCCACCAAUCACCAGCAGCGCCUGCACACGCAUCAUCAUCACCAGAAGCCAGCCAAGACGAGCCCCGCCCAGCGCUCCUUUAGCUCCGCCCCCUUCUACCACUGUCCGGACGGCCUGGAGGAUGACGAGGACGACGAAGACCUGCAGAUGGCGCUAGCGUACAGCCUCUCGGAGAUGGAGGCGCAGCAACGCUCCGCUGCCGCCGCCCAAGACUUCAUCUCAGGAACAGAUGGAUGAGCAUUGUGGUGCACUGCAGAUAUGGAUGCUCCUCUUGAUGUUGGUAUGCAUGGCGUGUUUGUGUGUGUGGGAGAGUAGAGGAUGCAUGGUUUGUAGAUAGCUGGCUGCCUCAAAAUGUGCCCCCAAAAAAAGCAAAGAGUUCACACAGAGAUUCUAUAAGUAUAUAGAGAUAUGCCAUUGUAAUAGGUUUCUAUGGGCACCUAAAGUGACCAGGUUCCGGUCUGCCUAAAGGGGCGUGUCAUAAUGCUCCUAGCAUUGAAUAGAACAGUCCUCAGGUCUGCCUUGGUCUGCCUAAAGGGGGAUUUCCCCCCCCCCCAAUAAUAGAACCAGGAAACAAUGGGCCAAUGGAACCUCUCUCUCUCUACUCUCUCUGGUUCACAGUUGCCAUUUGACAAUGCUGUUUGAUGUUCUGUAAGGCAAAGUUCCAAUCACUCCUUGGUUACCAUUCAGUCAUAGUGUUCUAGAAUCCGAAACCAUGGCAAAGCUGUAUAAACAAACAGUAAAUUUGCCUGCUUGGUGUCCCAGAGAUAAAGGGGUGCAGGCCAAGGUGUUCUUUUGUUCAAUAGCUGAGUAAGCAGGCUUGUUCAGUUCUAAACAACACACCCCAUGCCAUAUAGUCAUCCAUGAAACUAACACACUAAUUAAUCACAGGGCACCACAUGCCACCAUUGCCACCGCUGGCCACCGCCAAUGGCCAUCAUUAACAUCAUGUCACCUAUCGAGGGCAGAAGCUGAAUGCUUUUCCAGUCUUUAGGGCAGAAGGAUUCAAAUCCAGGCGUGCUGUUUUUUUUGUUUUGUUUUUUUUUUUUCCAAAAAAGAUCCUUCGGGAGCUGCAGGAUUGAAAUUUGUAGUUUAAGCUUGAGUCCAAUGAGGACUUGUUUUUUCAAAAGGAAUAUUUCAUAAUUACUCAAUGAUUACCUGGAUUACUACAAUCUCUGUCAAAAGCACCAGUUCUUUACAGGGCCGGCACCAGCAGCCCUUUAAACUCAUCUAUAGCGAGUGUUGUUGAGUGAUAAACUGUGGACUGAUACCAUCUUUACUUAUCCAUUCUUCUUCCUCAGUCACACCCAGAGAACAGACCAGUGGUACUGCUCAGAAGAGUACAGGAGAAUGUACAUUAUUUUGAUAUCUGAUAUUAAAUGUCCCUUGUUACUAUA